AUGGCUCCAAAACUUGCAAUCAUUAUUUAUACCACUUAUGGUCAUAUUGCCAAAUUAGCUGAAGAAGUUAAAAAAGGGGUUGAAUCUGCUGGUGGUAAGGCUGAUAUUUAUCAAGUUCCUGAAACUUUAUCUCCUGAAGUUUUAGCAUUAUUACAUGCUCCAGCUAAACCAGAUUAUCCAAUUGCUUCUAAUGAAACUUUAACUGAAUAUGAUGCUUUCUUAUUUGGUAUUCCAACCAGAUAUGGUAACUAUCCAGCUCAAUUCAAAGCUUUCUGGGAUGCUACUGGUGGUUUAUGGGCUAGUGGUGCUUUAUACGGUAAACCAGCUGGUAUUUUCGUUUCUACUGGUACUCCAGGUGGAGGUCAAGAAACUACUGUUUUAAACGCUCUUUCCGUUUUAGUCCAUCAUGGUAUUAUUUUCGUUCCAUUAGGUUAUGCUAAAGCUUUCCCUCAAAUCACCUCUUUUGAAGAAGUUCAUGGUUCUUCUCCAUGGGGUGCUGGUACCUUUGCCGGUGCUGAUGGUUCAAGAUCUCCAAAUAAGACUGAAAUUGAAAUUGCUCAAAUUCAAGGUAAAGUCUUUUGGGAAACUAUCCAAAAAUUUUAA
Scheffersomyces coipomensis is the source of this 603-nucleotide messenger RNA. It is a transcript of the gene PST3, whose product is annotated as flavodoxin-like fold family protein. The coding region runs from base 1 to 603 and encodes 200 amino acids. Gene Ontology annotation, cellular component: membrane. The record is from RefSeq and is a predicted model, not a curated record. Gene Ontology annotation, molecular function: FMN binding; NAD(P)H dehydrogenase (quinone) activity. Lineage: Eukaryota; Fungi; Ascomycota; Pichiomycetes; Serinales; Debaryomycetaceae. The transcript has a single exon.